AUGGCAGUCAGAGCGCUCAUCCUCGCGUGCGUGCUCCUCCUCGUGUCGACGUCCGCCUUGGCUCAGCGUGGUCCGCCUGGCGGAGGUCCUCCCGGCGGUAAGCGAUCGGGGGGCGCAAGCGGAGGCCCUGGCGACGGUCCCGGCAGUCGCGACGGUCCCGGCGGGCCUGGCGGACCGCGCGGUCCUCCUUUGAACCUGACGUCUGUCGGGAAUCUGACGGCCGAUGUUGGCGCGCGACUCGCCAACUGCACCGCUGAUCAGACGAUCCUUGACGGCCGCUUCCACCUCGCCGUCUUCAAAAACUCAACCGGGAACUACAAUCUGCUGGUCUCAGCGGUGCUGGUGGACGCGGCGGGCGGUCCGCCCGACUCGCUGGCGAUCCAGCGCGCGGGGUGGUGGCUGCUGCACGCGGAGGCGCGCCUCGACGCGUUCCUCGAGAACGCGGACGCCGCCACCCUCGACGCGCUGCUCGCCGUGCUCCCCACCGCCUCGCCUCCGCCCACCAGCGGCAGCGGCAGGCGCAACGGCGGAGGCAGCACCGCCGGCGGGGGCAGCGCGGGGGGCGCGCGGAACGGGCAGGGCGGGAGGCGCAUGGGGCGGGAGCUGCUGAUGCGCGCAUUCGGGCGCGCGGCCAGGCAGGGGGGACAGAAGCAGGGGGGGCAGCAGCAGCAGGGGGGAGGGCAGCAGGCGCCUGCAGUGAGCGGGUAUGCUGUGCUGGCGGGUAGCAGCGCAGCAGGUGUGACGUGGGGCGGGCAGCUCAUGGGCGCCAAGACGCCCGCCGCUGCUGCUGCUUAA
Messenger RNA from Closterium sp. Yama58-4, 795 nucleotides. The record is from the annotation of a GenBank genome assembly. NCBI's taxonomy places the organism in Eukaryota, Viridiplantae, Streptophyta, Zygnematophyceae, Desmidiales, Closteriaceae.